This is a messenger RNA of Dermatophagoides farinae (American house dust mite), 2863 nucleotides long. It is a transcript of the gene Ttc7, whose product is annotated as tetratricopeptide repeat domain 7. Gene Ontology annotation, biological process: protein localization to plasma membrane; phosphatidylinositol phosphate biosynthetic process. Gene Ontology annotation, cellular component: plasma membrane. Gene Ontology annotation, molecular function: protein binding. Lineage: Eukaryota; Metazoa; Arthropoda; Arachnida; Sarcoptiformes; Pyroglyphidae. The record is from RefSeq and is a predicted model, not a curated record.
AUGAGUUCACCAAGAGCGAGACCAAAAUCAGAUAUGGAUAUUGAAAAGCAUCGUGAAGAAGGUAAUUGGCAGCAAUGUUUAAAGCUAGCACAACAAAGUACCGAACAUAAAGAGCUGCAAAAUUUUCUCACUGGCGAAGCGAAAUUGGAGAUUUUUCUGGAAGAGAUAGCCAAAAAGAAUGGCGAUUCAAAAAGCAAACAAAAUGAUGAAAUCGAUUCGACCGUAUUGGAUGAGGCUAAAAGUUUCCUAAAGAAAUGUAUCGAAGGUAAUGAUGAAACGCCGUUGAUGAUGGAUGCAAAUCUUUUACUAGCCAAAGCCUAUUACAUAUCGGGUGAUUAUCAUGAUGCAUUGAAUUAUAUUCGCCAAUCCGGUAUCGAUUCGAUUCUAGAUGUUGAUCGAAAUCUGCCUUUACGUGUGAUCAAAUUGAUUGCCGAAUCCUUUACAGUGAAAGGAAUGUCGUUGGAAAAGAUUUCCAAUCUAAAACCAUUGAAAUAUAUUGACCAGGUUUAUGAUCUGGCCGAUAGUUAUGCUAAAUCAGCCGAUAAAGAAUGGAACAUGAAUGGCGGUGGCAGUAAAUUUCGAAAGCAAACAACAUUCGAAGAUAAAGAAUCAUAUCGAACACAGAUUGAUUGCCUUCAAAAAGCAUCAAUGUUGGCCAUGAGAUAUGUGCAUGGAAUCACUCAACUUCGUGGUCCAUAUUUGAUCGUCAAUUUAGGCUGUAUUCUUGAAAGUGCAUUGUUAAAAACACACCAUGUAUUUAUUAAAAAUGACCAUUCACAAGGUGCAAUCGAUUAUUGCCGUCGAAUGUUGAAUGUUUGUGAAACGAAUUCAACGCUGAACAUUCGACAAUUAUUAUCGAAAGAAUUGGCCGAAAUCCUGAUCAAAGGAAUGUGUCGUAGUGUUUGGAAAAAACCCGAACAUCAUCUCAAACAACAAUCAAAUCCACCAAUUUAUUUUGGUAAUUCAUUAUUUUUACCACAAGAAUUCGAAGAAGAAGUAAUGCUAUUACUGAUGCUAAGCGAAGCAUUAGCCUCAUUGAAUGUAUUGCUCGAACGUAGUCCAGAUUUUCAUGAAAGUCGUGUGCAAUCAUUGAAUAAAGUGUUAUUGAUACAGGAUCUAUUUACAAUGUUUUUGGUACCGCUACAAUGUUAUUAUGUGGAUACAUACGAACGAGCAAUGAAAUAUAGUUACGAAGUGAAACACGUUUGGUAUCAAUUUGCAUUGACAUUGAUGGAAUCGAAAAAAAGUCCCCUUAGAAGUUAUUUACUAUUCAAAGAAGUAAUUCGUAUGGACCCACAGGAUCCGAUUCCUUGUCUCUUUGCAGCCAAAUUAUGUUUAACCGAAUUAAAUCGUUUUGAGGAUGCAAACGAAAUUCUACAAGAUGCAUUGAAUCGUCAUGAAAAAUUGAUCGAAAAUCGUAAAAAACAAAGUAUAACAAGUAGUAUAGAUGCUUAUGCCGGUCAACAAUCGUACGAAUCAUCGGCAUUGAUCAAUCAUAUUAAUGAGAUUUAUGGUGAACAAAAUCUAUUACAUCACAUCUAUCUCUUGUUAGGCAUUACCAAUGCUUUGUUAUAUGAAUCUGAUACAGAAACGUCAAAAAAAUUUCGAAAAAAAUAUCUAGCUGAUUCUGUGGGUCAUUUAAAUGAAUCGAUAGAGCAAGAUAUUUAUGGCAAUGAUCAUCUGCCUUAUUUUCAUCUUGCUCUUCACCUAGCACAUCAACGAGUGUUGAAAGAAGCAAUUAAAUAUGUUCGUGUGUCUUUAUUAUUGAAUGGACAUCAUUUACCAUCAAUACAAUUAUUAAUAUUAUGUUUGACUGGCCUGAAACAAUAUGAUGAAGCUUAUGAACUUUGUCAGAAUGCAUUGAAAGAAUAUGAAUCGCAUCUAAUAUUGUUGUACAUAAAAGCAAACCUGGAACGAAUCGUAUGUGAGAAUGGUCACGAAUUGGCUUUGUUAACGGCCAAAGAAAUGCUUAAACAAUGGAGAUUAGUCGCCGGUGAAGAGAAUCGACGUCUCAGUCCUCGUGCAUCAUAUUGUUCAUUCAUUCCGACUAUCAAUUAUGAUACAAUGUCGCUUCGAAUGGAGCAAACAUUGAGCGAAGUAAUAUCAUUGGAAUCGGCUCCCGUUGGUAGCGGCAGUAAUUCGGCUGGUCAACAGCUACAUCAGCCCCAGGAUCUAUCAUUCGGUCAAUCGGAUCGGUUAUAUCUAAGUCAGGCCAGUAGUGUGAAUGGAUCGAAUCUGGUGCUCAACGAAAAUCGGCCUUGUUCACAAGCAUUCGAAAUGCAAAUCUGGUUAUUGAUUGUCGAAUUGUUUCUUCAAUUGGAUCAGAUAAAUGAAGCUGAAACCUGUGUAAAUGAUGGCGCAGUAGCUGUUUUUGGUCAAUUAUCACAUCAGCUGAUGUACAUAAAAGGAGUGAUUAGUAAGAAACGUGGACAUUAUUAUGAUGCUAAAAUACAUUUCCAUAAUGCCAUAUCAAUUAAUCCUAAACAUGCUCAAGCUUUACAACAACUUGGCCAUACCUAUCAUAUGUUGGGCAAUCAGAUAAUUGCAGAAAAAUAUCUUAAAGAUUCACUAAAUAUUGAUUCAACACGUCAUGAAACAUGGUGUUAUCUGGGCCUAGUACUCGAUGCAAUGAAUGAAGAUGAACGUGCAACUGAAUGUCAUUUAACAUCGAUUCGUUUGGAAGAAUCUAGUCCAUUGCUUCCAUUCUCAAUCAUUCCUCGAUGCGUUCUAGAAUAAUGUUAAUAUUAAUUUGUUUGUUCUGUUUGUGUUUUGUUGAUUGCUAUUGUUUAUUUUUUUUUCUUCACAAUUCUAAUUGUAUUUGGAUCGCUAUAUUUUAUUGUGUGUGUGUAUGUGUGUUUGUUGA